UACCUAGGUUGGAUGUAUAGUGCACACCUAGGCUGGAUAAAAGUGAAGUAGAGUGCAGUGCUGUACAGUAUCUCACUCCCAACUUUGUAAGUUGCUACUCCCAACUUUGCAAGUUACUAACCUACAUGCAUUGAGCCAAGCCGAGAAGCUUCGUCGAAGAAGUAAGCUCGGCGGAAGAGGCCCUCAGCGCCUCGGCGCCACUGCCAAUGCCAAUGCGGGGACACCGAGCAUUGCAGUUUGCUGUUGUUUGCUGUUCAGCUGGUUGGCCAGUGCUGCAUUUCUUUUUACAGUCGUUUGCACAUGCCGGCGGGCAUCCAUUACUGGAGGUGUGUGGACUGCCCGCCUUACGAUACACUACAAUUGCGGGCCGUCCCUCUGCAAGCUGUCGAUUGGGACGCUACUGUUUUUCUGUCUUCGGUUCGGUUGCCUUGUUUUACACUUGAAUUUUUCUGGCUCCGUCAGGUUGGAUAUCCAAGGACCUUACCCUCCUAAUCUCCCCUGCCCUGUGCAUGUAUGGAGUUCUGGCAUACGAGAGGGUUUGCCGAGACUACUUCUUGACGUGUAAAUACUCUCCAGGCGGCUGUGACGGGCCUGUAAGAUUUGCGAAACGACCGCCAUGGCCCGUCUCUGACUGAUGGACUGGGGGAGAAAAUCACUCAAUUGCAUCAGCGUGCUGUUUCAUUCCCUCCGAGAGGUGGGUGGUUGUGAGCAGCCCCCCCAAGCGCGCACAAACUUUAAAGAGAAAAAAAUGGGUAUGGCCGAG
Molecule: messenger RNA, 763 nt
Organism: Lasiosphaeria miniovina
Lineage: Eukaryota; Fungi; Ascomycota; Sordariomycetes; Sordariales; Lasiosphaeriaceae
Exons: 4
Source: RefSeq, a predicted model, not a curated record